Messenger RNA from Trypanosoma theileri, 969 nucleotides. RefSeq lists its product as uncharacterized. The coding region runs from base 1 to 969 and encodes 322 amino acids. Lineage: Eukaryota; Euglenozoa; Kinetoplastea; Trypanosomatida; Trypanosomatidae. The record is from RefSeq and is a predicted model, not a curated record. The transcript has a single exon.
AUGUCAAGCAGAUUAUCUGUUUCACUAUAUAGACGAGUAUUUAGGCUACUGACAAGUAUCAAAAAUAUCGGAGCUGAACCUGUGGCAAUGGAACGCUACGCUGAGUACCUUCCACCGACACUUAUUUUAGAAAAAAAUGAUUCUCUUCUUGCGGUUGCUCGAAAAGUAUUUUUAACAACUCCAUACACCCCAGAGGCUCUUUCAAAUGGAUUUUCUUUUAUAAAAGAUGCCAUAGACUCAUUACCCGAUUUAGAACUUCUUGCUCUGUGGCAUGCCUAUCGUUUAGGUGGUGAAUAUGAUCUUUUGUAUGGUAUUGCACUUGUGAGUGCCGCACUAAAACUGUCAGGGAGUCGGGUACCACCACGUAUGGGUGAUUUAACUACAGCUGUGGCAAACCUAAAGGCUGAGGUUGAGCAUCUCACUACGGAAAUAAAAGACUUGUUUGAGGAUAAGAAACCUUCUUCAGGAAAAUGUGGGGUAAAACGACUUGUUCCAUCAAUUCUUGCUGCUAUGAGUGAGCUUAAAAAGCGUGGCUAUUGUGUGAGUGAAGGUUCUCCAGAAGACUAUGCUGUAAUCAAUAUGUCCCGUAAUAAACACGGGUGUACACUUCUUUUUAAUGCUCUCUUUGUUGUAGCUCUUCUUGAACACGGUGUGUUGUGUACUGUAGUUGGUACAGACUCUCUCCGAUCAUGGCUGCGUGUACAAAAGGAGGGAGGACGUCCCAUCUUUCUUUCUUUUGACUGUAUGGAUGCAUACACAACAAAAGAACUGGAACGCCUUAAUUAUUCAAACUUGCAGAAUACACCAAAGUGGUGUCGUUCGUCAGAGUGGAACGCACAAUGUCGAAAGCACAUUCUUUCUACUUUGCUAAAGAGACAGCUUUUGGCUCUCUCCUCAGCUACAAAUAAUCCCUUACGUUUACAACAGCAAAAAUUUUGCCGUAUACAAAUACUUUUUCUUUUGUCGUAG